CUUCUUCAAUUCUCGAUGGAGAACGAACGUGAGAUUUCCUUUUCACGUGCAACUCACACGCAAUAUUUUACUGGUGACGAUGAAGAAGAAAAGUUGGGAGAUACAGAAGACGAAGAAGAUUUGUUGGGAAAUGAAGAAGAAGAGAGUUCGAGGGAUAGUCGGAGGUUGUUGUUCACGUGCGGAGGCGGUUGCCGUCGCCGAACAACUUGGUCUCUGGGGCAAGUUUUCGACCCGAGAGCCAAAUGGUUUCAGGAAUGGAAUAGGGUUUUCCGCCUCGUGUGCGCAACGGGUCUCUUCGUGGACCCGUUGUUCUUCUACGCCCUUUCGGUCAGCGAAACAUGCAUGUGCCUCUUCGUCGACGGGUGGUUCGCCAUCACCGUGACGGCGCUUCGGUGCAUGACCGACGCGUUGCACGUGUGGAACAUGUGGUUGCAGCUCAAGAUGAUAAACCGAUCGUCGGACGCCCGCCGCCAUGAUAAAAGAAGUGGAAGUGAGAACGAAGAGGAAAGAGAUGGCAGAGGAGAAAGAAGCAACCGCCCUCGUGGCGGCGCGAGUGCUCGCCGCCGAGUGGCCUUCAAAUACUUGAAAGCAAAGAAAGGAUUCUUCUUUGAUCUCUUUGUGAUCCUACCUCUACCUCAGAUUGUACUAUGGGUUGCAAUUCCAUCUUUACUGGAGAAAGGAUCAGUAACCCUAGUGACGACGGUGUUCCUCAUCAUCUUCCUCUUCCAAUACCUUCCGAAGAUAUACCACUCCGUUUGCCUCCUACGCCGUCUGCAGAACCUUUCCGGCUACAUCUUCGGAACCGUCUGGUGGGGAAUCGCUCUCAACUUGAUUGCUUAUUUCGUCGCUUCACACGCGGUGGGGGCGUGUUGGUAUUUGCUAGGGAUUAAGAGAUCGGCCAAGUGCCUGAAAGAGCAAUGUAGAGGAAUAGAGAAUUGUGAUAUGAGAUUAUUGGCUUGCAAAGACCCAAUUUACUACGGGACAAGAAGCAUGAUGAGGGAUAGAGCAAGGCUGCUCUGGGCAGAAAACAAGCAAGCAAGAAGCAUAUGCAUUGAAGGAUCCGAUAACUACGAUUACGGAGCUUAUAAAUGGACCGUUCAGCUCGUCACCAAUGAGAGUCGACUCGAGAAAAUACUUUUCCCCAUCUUCUGGGGUCUUAUGACUCUCAGCACAUUUGGGAACUUGGAGAGCACAACAGAAUGGCUAGAAGUUGUCUUCAACAUCAUUGUUCUUACCAGUGGACUUCUUCUCGUCACAAUGUUGAUCGGGAACAUUAAGGUGUUUCUGCAUGCAACUACGUCCAAGAAACAAGCUAUGCAAUUGAAGAUGAGGAACAUCGAGUGGUGGAUGAGGAAGAGGCGCUUGCCUUCAGGGUUCCGGCAUAGGGUCCGUAAUUACGAGCGGCAACGGUGGGCGGCGAUGCGUGGUGUCGAUGAAUGCGAGAUGAUCAAAAAUCUACCCGAGGGGCUCCGGAGGGAUAUCAAGUACCACCUUUGCUUGGAUUUAGUUAGACAGGUACCAUUGUUUCAACACAUGGAUGAUUUGGUCCUAGAAAACAUUUGUGAUCGUGUUAAAUCUUUAAUUUUCACCAAGGGAGAAACUAUAACUAGAGAAGGUGACCCGGUACAAAGAAUGCUGUUUGUAGUUAGGGGACAUCUCCAAAGCAGUCAAGUUCUAAGAGAUGGUGUGAAAAGUUGCUGCAUGUUAGGCCCCGGAAAUUUUAGCGGUGACGAGCUCUUAUCGUGGUGUCUUCGAAGGCCCUUAAUUGAGAGGCUUCCGCCAUCGUGUUCCACACUCGUAACACUCGAAACUACCGAGGCAUUCAGCCUUGAAGCUGAAGACGUUAAAUAUGUCACGCAACAUUUCCGCUACACAUUCAUUAACGAAAAGAUCCAGAUGAGUGCUCGAUAUUAUUCUCCCGGGUGGCGGACAUGGGCAGCAGUUGCGAUUCAGUUGGCUUGGAGGCGGUACAAGCACCGGUUAACUCUCACGUCGUUGUCAUUCAUUCGGCCUCGAAGACCGUUAUCGAGGAGUAAUUCGUUAGGGGAGGACAGGCUCAGGCUUUAUACAGCUAUGUUGACUUCACCGAAGCCAAAUCAAGAAGAUUUUUAUUUUUGAAAAAAGGUUUAAAACGAGGCUUCAUGGAGUUCCGAAGGUCCGGUGUUUCGAGUUUGCAUUUGUUCUGAUAUCAUUUGUGAUGAU
Messenger RNA from Hibiscus syriacus, 2202 nucleotides. RefSeq names its product cyclic nucleotide-gated ion channel 4-like. Lineage: Eukaryota; Viridiplantae; Streptophyta; Magnoliopsida; Malvales; Malvaceae. The record is from RefSeq and is a predicted model, not a curated record. The coding region runs from base 16 to 2118 and encodes 700 amino acids. The transcript has 7 exons.